UCCUGUCAUCAUCUCGGAAUUUCCAUUUCGGCUUCUCCCAGCUGCCUCCAGGACUCCCUUUUAAAAGGGGGCUGAAUCCAACUGCUGCACACUGAGCUGCAUCUUCCAGAGCUUCUGCUCCUGCUCCGACAGCCCUCACCUGGUGGAAAGAUGAGGGUCUCUGCAGCUGGAUUGGCUCUUCUCCUCAUUUUAGCUUCCUUCUCCCAAACUUUCUCUGGCCCAGCUGGACUCGACAUGCCAAUAUGCUGUUUCACAUACAGACAGCACAAAAUCCCAUGGAAGCUCGUCCGGCGUCAUUACACCACCAGCAGCAGCUGUCCCCAGCCAGCCAUCGUGUUUGUCACAAAGGAAGGCCGCCAGGUCUGUGCCAAUCCCAAACACACCUGGGUCCGAAGCUACCUGCAAAUCUUGGAGCAGAACUGAGCCAAGCAGUGUGGCAAGAGUAGCUACUGUCAUGGACAAGUCAGCUCCAGCUGUGGAGCAGGACCUUGGGACAACAGGAGCCACAUCUGCAUCUGCAGCUGUCCCAAGGCACUGCUGGAAGGGCACCUUGUGUUUGGGGCUGCUGCUCAUCCUUGGCUUGCACGGACCAGGCUUCAGCCUCAUCCCUCUGCCCCAAACCCAGGCCCAUGGGACCACACCUUGGCUGUUGUAUUGUUUGAAGUUAUUUAAGAAAUCAUCAUAUGGGACAGUCAGUCCUUUUUUUUUCUGUGGAUAAUGAUAUUAUUUAUAGGGGGGUGACAGGGAAGAUAUUUCUAGGAAGAUGGCCCAAUGUCGGAUGAUGGAGGACCCUGGUUUAUACAUGUCAACCCAUGAUUCUGGAGAAUAAAGAAUUUGGAGAAAACCUUUGCUUUUUCCUUUUUACG
This is a messenger RNA of Ficedula albicollis (Collared flycatcher), 866 nucleotides long. RefSeq names its product C-C motif chemokine 4 homolog. The coding region runs from base 151 to 423 and encodes 90 amino acids. Gene Ontology annotation, cellular component: extracellular region. NCBI's taxonomy places the organism in Eukaryota, Metazoa, Chordata, Aves, Passeriformes, Muscicapidae. Gene Ontology annotation, molecular function: chemokine activity; CCR chemokine receptor binding. The record is from RefSeq and is a predicted model, not a curated record. The transcript is spliced from 3 exons. Gene Ontology annotation, biological process: positive regulation of GTPase activity; positive regulation of ERK1 and ERK2 cascade; monocyte chemotaxis.